Molecule: messenger RNA, 2013 nt
Organism: Musa acuminata AAA Group (dessert banana)
Lineage: Eukaryota; Viridiplantae; Streptophyta; Magnoliopsida; Zingiberales; Musaceae
Product: protein CYPRO4-like
Exons: 2
Coding region: 1-1908 (635 amino acids)
Cellular component (GO): cytoplasm; nucleus
Molecular function (GO): protein binding
Source: RefSeq, a predicted model, not a curated record
AUGGGAGGAUCUCACAGCCGCGAGGCCUUGGAGCUCUCCGAUUCCGACGAAGAAGAAGGGGGAGAACAACAACAACAACAAGACCAAGGAGGAACCGGUCACCGAUCGGGGGAAACCCUAACCCCGACCUACUCCCUCGACGAAGUGGAUCGGCAGCUUCAAUCCCUCAAACUCCAGUAUACUAAGCCCUACUCCUCGCCGUCUCCCUCCUCCCAGAACCCUAGCCCUACGAACUCUGUCAAGCUCUACCUCCACGUCGGCGGCAGUUCCCCCGCCGCCCGCUGGGUCCUCUCCGACAAGCUCGCCUCCUACGCUUUCUUUCGGCCCUCGCUCUCUGGCGACUCCGACGGCGAGGAUGAGAACCCGUCCUCCUCCCCUUGGUUCCUGCGGAUCGGCGCCAGGGUCCGCGUCAGGGUCGGUCCGGAGCUGCAGCUCAAGUCGUUGCCCGACCAGCGCCGCGUUGAUUUCGUCGCCGAUGGGGUGUGGGCCAUCAAAUUCCCCACGCUGGAAGGGUAUCGGGAGUUCCAGAAUCAGUACCAAAGCUGCCUCUUUGAGAACACCUACGGCUUUGCAGCGAACGAGGCGAACAAGGUGAAGGUGUUCGGAAAGGAUUUCAUGGCGUGGGUGCGACCAGAGGCAGAAGAAGAGAGCAUUUGGGGAGAUGCUGAAGAAUACUUUGAAAGCAGUCCUGGGCCGUUGGCUAUGCCGACCAGGGUCAACCAGGACUUGCUGGAGGAGUUCGAGGAGAAGGCCAAUGGAGGUGGGAUACAGAGCCUCGCACUUGGUGCACUUGACAACAGUUUCUUGGUGAGUGACUCUGGGAUCCAGGUUCUCAGGAACUUUAGCCAUGGGGUUCAUGGAAAGGGGAUUUCAGUGAAUAUUUCGAGAAGUGGUGGCCGAGCUGGCGGGUGUUCUACACCUAAGAAGGCACUUUUGAUGAAAGCAGAGACCAAUAUGUUGUUGAUGAGCCCAGCACAAGGGAAUUCCCGUGCAACUGGGCUUCAUCAGUUGGACAUUGAAACGGGGAAGGUUGUCACAGAGUGGAAGUUUGAGAAGGAUGGAACUAAUAUUACCAUGCAAGACAUAGCAAAUGAUAGCAAGGGUGCUCAGUUGGAUCCAUCAGAGUCCACCUUUUUGGGGUUGGAUGAUAAUACUCUUUGCCGCUGGGACUUGCGGGACCAAAGAGGGAUGGUCCAGAACAUUGCAAUUCAAAUGGAAUCCCCGGUGUUGCAGUGGAAGCAAGGUCACCAGUUCUCUAAAGGGACAAAUUUUCAGUGCUUUGCUACCACAGGUGAUGGUUCUAUUGUUGUGGGAUCUCUGAAUGGGAAGAUACGGUUAUACUCAGACGGUUCUAUGAGGGUGGCAAAGACUGCAUUCCCUGGACUUGGAUCACCGAUCACUCACGUGGAUGUUACUUUUGAUGGAAAGUGGGUAUUGGGCACAACAGACACAUACCUAAUACUUAUAAGCACAGUCUUUAAGGACAAAGAUGGAAGGGAGAUGACUGGAUUUAGUGGGAGAAGAGGUCACAGGAUUGCUGCUCCAAGAUUAUUGAAGCUUACUCCACUGGACUCGCAGCUGGCUGGCACCGACAAUAAGUUCCGUGGGGGACAGUUUUCAUGGGUGACUGACAAUGGUAAGCGGGAGAGGCAUCUGGUUGCGACUUUCGGCAAUUUUAGUGUCAUCUGGAACUUCCAGCAAGUAAAGGACAGCAACCACGAGUGCUACAAGAAUCAGGAAGGGCUGAAGAGCUGCUACUGCUACAAGAUCGUCCCCAAAGAUGAAUCCAUCGUGGACAGCCGCUUCAUGCACGAGAAGUUUGCGGUGAGCGACUCGCCGGAGGCACCUCUGGUCGUGGCAACCCCAAUGAAGGUGAGCUCUUUCAGUAUAUCAAGCGGCCGGCACUGACUUCCGACCCCUCUGCUGACCGCUGGAACCUCACGGAUUGUAUCGACUUGUACUAGUUCGCAUUACCUCUUACGAUCCUCUACUUUGGUGUCAUUCUUAUGUGAA